CACCGACCACCACCAUGAAGUGUAUCCUGCUCCUCCUCCUGGGUCUCGUCGCCCUGGUCGCCGCUCGCCCUGACAACGUCCUCAAUUUCGACUUUGAUGACUUCGGCCACAACCAGAGCAUCGACGACGACAACACCGUCACCGGCUCCUACAGCUGGACGUCUCCUGAGGGCGUGGAAUACUUCGUCAAGUAUAUCGCUGACGACGAUGGCUUCCGUAUCGUAGAGUCCAACGCUGUCCCUGUUGGUGCUGGUGGCCUGAAGGCUGAUGGUACCCAGGUGUCCUUCAGGUCCUCUGAGGAGUUCGACACUGAUUAAAAAACCAGCACAGCGAUGUGUUAAAGCCCUGAGUCAUCUCCGAGCAUAUCUUCGUCAGUAGUAGGAUACGAGGAGGAGCUUGUUCGUCUGUGUUCGUGAAUCUGUCUAAUUGAGGAGCCCGACAACCUCCCUUAUCCUCAUCACGAUCGCUGCCUCACUCCCGACCGCAGCUACUACAGUCUCUCUCACCUACACUGUUCCUUUACAGAGUCUCUUAACUAUGUUCUUCCUCUUUUAUUUAUACAAGGUGCAGUAUUAAUGAAAAUAAAGUAAAGUGACCGUA
Molecule: messenger RNA, 600 nt
Organism: Homarus americanus (American lobster)
Lineage: Eukaryota; Metazoa; Arthropoda; Malacostraca; Decapoda; Nephropidae
Product: cuticle protein 16.8-like
Exons: 3
Coding region: 15-317 (100 amino acids)
Source: RefSeq, a predicted model, not a curated record